AACUGGCAUCGACUGUCUUGCGUAGUUGGGGAUGCAGUUGUUGGAGCCUUACAUGUUGAAUUUGAUAAAAGAUUCAACAGAAGAGAAAAGUUCUUUCUGAGCUUCUCUCUCAUGGCUGCUGUACUGUUGUUUUUUCUCAUUUCUGUAUUUUCUUCAUUAGCAGCUGCUCAACAAAGAUCAUCUAAUAUAAGCUUGGGCUCGUCUCUCUCCCCCACCAAAACCCCAUCAUGGCUCUCACCUUCUGGCCGAUUUGCUUUCGGGUUUUACCCAUACGGCGAUAGCUUUGCUGUUGGAAUUUGGUUUGCCGGAAUUCCCCAAAAAACAGUCAUUUGGACUGCAAAUAGACAAGACCCGCCAGUGCCAGGAAAUACUACGUUAGUCUUGCAAAAUGACGGUAGACUCAUCUUGCAAUCCGCACAAAACCAAACCAUCAAAUCCAUCGCUGAAGGUCCCCAAUCCGCCUCUUUUGCUUCUAUGCUUGACUCCGGCAACUUUGUUCUUUAUACUUCAAGCGGGGUUGUCGUAUGGCAAAGCUUUGACAAUCCGACGGACACUCUUUUACCUGGUCAGCCUCUAAAAGUUGGAUCAGAACUCUUCUCUAGCGUCUCAGAAAUCGACCACUCGAGAGGAAGAUUUCGGCUCAAGAUGCAGGACGAUGGAAAUCUGGUGCAGUACCCCGUAGACACUCCAGACACGGCCCCUUACUCUUAUUGGGCUUCAGGUACCAAUGGCCAAGGAAACAACGUUAGUUUAAAUUUUGACAGUGAUGGCCACCUCUACUUGCUCAAUGGCACCAGUUUCAACAUAAGGAAUGUAACAAACGGUGGUUUUGCCACCGGAAAGACGAUGGUUUACCGCAUGACGAUCGAUGUCGAUGGGCUCUUCCGGCUCUAUUCAACCAAUUUGAAUGGAAAUAGCAGUGAUUGGUCAAUGGUAUGGAAUUCAACGAGUAAUUUUUGUGAUCCCAAGGGACUAUGCGGCAUGAAUGCAUAUUGUAUUCUCAUGGAUCAAAAAUCUGAUUGCAGAUGUCUACCUGGUUUCGAUUUCAUUGACAGAAAUCAACGUACUUGGGGCUGCACGUGGAAACUUAGUGCAGAGAAUACUUGUGGAAGUGAGAACCAAAACAUCGACUACAGCAUGAUCUCUUUGGACCAAACCACAUGGGAAGAUGAUCCGUAUGCUAUUUUAUCGCCCAUUACCAGUGAAGAAGACUGCAAAAACGCCUGUUUGGAGGACUGCAACUGCGACGUUGCAGUUUUUAAUAAACAAGAUUGCAGAAAACAGAAGCUUCCGUUGAGAUAUGGAAGAAGGAAUCUUGGUGAUUCGACCAUGGUUUAUGUCAAGGUAGGAAGCGGAAGCGAAAUAAAUGGCACCACCAUAUCCCACCAAAACAAGAAAGAACAGCGAAAGGACAUUCUGAUAAUCGGAGUGGUAUUUUUCGUUUGUGCAUUCAUUUUGCUAGCGUUUUCUGUUGUUAUUAGUUACAGGAACCGUGUUUGGGCGUAUAAAAGGAUCUUGGAUCCGGGAAGUAUAGGACUAACCGAGGAGAUUGCUCUACGAUCAUUUACCAUCGCUGAGCUCCAAAAACUUACAGAAGGUUUCAAGGAAGAGGUGGGCAGGGGAGCUUUCGGAACGGUUUUCAAAGGAACUUUGCCAAAUGGCCACAUCCAGAGGAUUGUCGCUGUCAAGAGACUGGAGAAGAUGUUGGAUGAAGGAGAGAGGGAGUUUCAGACUGAGAUACGCGUGAUUGCCAAAACCCAUCAUAGAAAUUUAGUCCGAUUGGUUGGUUACUGCAACGAUGGUCCUAAUAAGCUUCUGGUGUAUGAGUACAUGAGCAAUGGAUCACUUGCAGAUCUCCUCUUCACAAAGGAAAGACGACCAAAUUGGGAUGAAAGGGUGGGAAUUGCUUUGAAAAUAGCUAGAGGCAUUCUAUAUUUGCACGAUGAAUGCGAGACUCAAAUCAUCCACUGCGACAUAAAGCCUCAAAACAUACUCAUGGAUGAGUUCAAUUGUCCAAAGAUAGCCGAUUUCGGAUUAGCAAAGCUGUUGAAGCCAGACCAAAGUGGGACCUUUACAGCAAUCAGAGGGACAAGGGGAUAUGUGGCACCGGAGUGGCACCGGAACAUGCCCAUAACAGUCAAGGCAGAUAUCUACAGCUUUGGGGUCGUCUUGUUAGAACUAGUAUGUUGUCGUCGCAGUGUGGAUGUUAAUGUUCCUGAGGAUGAGAUUGUCCUUACAGAUUGGGUCUAUGACUGUUUCAAGGCUGGUGAGUUGCAGAAACUGGUUGGUGAUGAAGUGGUGGACAAGAAAAGAUUGGAGAGGAUGGUCAGCGUGGGCCUGUGGUGCAUUCAAGACGAGCCAUCACUUCGGCCAUUCAUGAAAAAGGUGGUUUUGAUGUUGGAAGGGACUGUAGAUAUACCAGUUCCUCCUAGUCCUUCUUCUUUUUUCAGUACCAUCUAAGUCCUGCCGGAUUUAUUUAUUUGGUAAAAAAGUCAUGCAUGGUUUAACUAAAUUUGAUCCAGUUACUGUAAUUUCACUUAGCUUGUAUCUGAACGUCUGUUUGUAAUAACUGAAAUGAUCAGAGAAGUCAUCUCC
This is a messenger RNA of Nelumbo nucifera (sacred lotus), 2595 nucleotides long. Its product is annotated as G-type lectin S-receptor-like serine/threonine-protein kinase LECRK1. Gene Ontology annotation, biological process: protein phosphorylation; recognition of pollen. NCBI's taxonomy places the organism in Eukaryota, Viridiplantae, Streptophyta, Magnoliopsida, Proteales, Nelumbonaceae. Gene Ontology annotation, molecular function: ATP binding; protein serine/threonine kinase activity. The record is from RefSeq and is a predicted model, not a curated record.